Messenger RNA from Jatropha curcas, 642 nucleotides. Its product is annotated as CLAVATA3/ESR (CLE)-related protein 1. The record is from RefSeq and is a predicted model, not a curated record. Gene Ontology annotation, molecular function: receptor serine/threonine kinase binding. Lineage: Eukaryota; Viridiplantae; Streptophyta; Magnoliopsida; Malpighiales; Euphorbiaceae.
CCUCUAUACUCAUCACCAUUAACUAGCUAGAGCAAUUUACUUUCAAACUAUUCAAGAAAAGACAAUAAAGAGACAAUGGCUAAUAACAGUAAGAAGUUUCUGUUAUGUCUUUUCUUGAUCUUGAUUUCAUUUUCAAGAAUUGAAACUCGUCCAAUGCCUAUGGCAUCAAAUCAGAAGAUCAACCGGUCAUUGAUAGAAAGUACUAAAGAGGUUUUGAAAGAAAGCUUAAGGAGGCAAGAAAUGGUUGGAGGUUUCAAUCAAUCUCUUAGAAUUAGUCCUGGAGGCCCUGAUCCUCAUCAUCACUAGCUAAAUCUUUGCUGCUUCUUCUUCUUCUUGACUUCAUUUAGGUCCUUUUUUACAAUAGGAUCGGUAUUUCUAAUAUUUUCCUUUCGUUCGAGGAACAUACCUAUCUAUUUAUUGGGUGUAUAUCUAUUCCUCUUACACCCAGCCAAUAGUUAUUUGCCAGUUUCGUUUUUCUUUUUUCCUUUCAGGAAAAGACACACGUGUUCUUAUUUACGUAAUUCUCAGUUAUCGUCUAGGUUUACAUCAUCCUUGCAUUGGCAAGUCUUGAUCAAGAAGAAGUUGGCACUUGCCAUUUAUCCGUGAAAUAAAACAGUAGUGUAUUAUGUUUUUUGAAAGAAU